AUGUUGAGCAGUCUCGGGCGACUAGAUUGGGGUACACUUCUAAAAAAGUCUCCGCGGCUAAAAAUCUAUUUUGCAGGCGGCAAGUUUAAUUUCGAGUCCCAGGAGGCGCUGCGUCUCUUGGUAGAAACCCAGCUCGAGCUCUACUGUGGCCUUAAAAUAGCUUUGUCGCCAGGGUUCUUGGUACCCCGUUUAGCUAACCGUUUGGACUACUUGCUAUGGAUAAAACAGCUGACGGGCGAAAACUCGGCAGGCAUUGAUUUGGGAGUUGGCGGGAACUGCAUAUAUCCACUUUUGGGGAGCCUGAUAGGAUUGACCAUGGUCGGGGUGGACAUAGAUCCUGAAGCAAUUGAGGCAAGCAAGACUAUCUCGAAGCAGGCUGGCCUGGACAUUGACCUGCGGCUGGUUGAUGCCAAUCAGAUGGCCGGUGUUGCAUCCCAAAUCAGCCCCCGCCCUAAGUUCCUGAUCUGCAAUCCUCCUUUUUUUGCUGAUAGCAGCGACAGAGCAGAAAAACCACCCAGAACUCUGGUUGCUCGAGAUAGUGAGCUUUACACAUCUGGAGGCGAACUUGAAUUUGCCCAAAAACUUUUCGCGUCAUCUAGAUCUGCUGGGCUCGAAUGGACGAGCAUAAUGCUAGGCAAGAAAAGCUCAUUGGAGCCAUUGAUCGACCACAUUGUCGCAAAUAACGCCCACCACGCUGUGCAUGUAAUUGCUCAUGGUAAGACGCGCCGGUGGGUGGUGGCAUGGUCUUUCUCUGAACGGGCCCCUGAUGCCUUAGGUCGAAGUUGCAGAGUACAGCGAAAGCUCAAUCCACCGAAAACCCAGCGAGUUCUGCGCACAACCCUGGAGUUCGUGGAAUCAACCCUCGAGAAUUUAGAAGGCUCCGUGCAAAAAGGCGAUCUCAUCGUGUACCAUGCGCCUGGGAUCGUUUGGUCGCGUGCAUACAGGCGCAGCCAGCGGCUACUCGGAAGCCCUGCAGCUAUCGAGUUUCAACAGAUAAACGAUGGUCAAAUAUCUAUGAAAUUGGUGACUGGUGAUAUAGCAGCCUUUAACAGCCUGGUCACAUUUCUCGAAAGAGCUAUUAAUCAAUAA
Molecule: messenger RNA, 1089 nt
Organism: Wickerhamiella sorbophila
Lineage: Eukaryota; Fungi; Ascomycota; Dipodascomycetes; Dipodascales; Trichomonascaceae
Product: Putative methyltransferase-like protein C27D7.08c
Exons: 1
Coding region: 1-1089 (362 amino acids)
Biological process (GO): rRNA base methylation
Cellular component (GO): nucleus
Molecular function (GO): 23S rRNA (adenine(1618)-N(6))-methyltransferase activity
Source: RefSeq, a predicted model, not a curated record